Messenger RNA from Penaeus monodon (black tiger shrimp), 693 nucleotides. Its product is annotated as verprolin-like. The record is from RefSeq and is a predicted model, not a curated record. The transcript has a single exon. The annotation marks the transcript as partial. Lineage: Eukaryota; Metazoa; Arthropoda; Malacostraca; Decapoda; Penaeidae.
AUGGUAAAAAGCCACAGCCGGUGCGCCAAGUCCUCGAAGAAGUCAGGCAAGGCCCCCCAACCCAAACCCAAAUCCUCGUCCCUGAGACUCUUCGGGACACUCCACUUUCCCCACAAAAUGCCCAGCUUUUCACCAGCUGGCACCUUCUGGGCCUUAUCGGAGAAUUUGGGUACCAACACCCGUAACAACCCCUCCCCUGGUCCCAAAAGGCCCGCCCAACCAUACGCCCUCAGCCAGCUGAAGGGUUUUUGGGUGGGCUCCACGAGGGCCCCCCACUCCCCCGGGAUCACUUUGAAAAGUCGACCCAGAUUUUUUGACUCUGUCCCGGGGGGAAGGUGCAGUCGCUCAGCCGAACUACCUCUGCCCCAGCCAACCCCUGGAAGCAAGGGCACAUCUUCACCGUGCACCCCACCAGUUCCUCCAAGGUCACACAGCCUUAAUCCGAGUCAGGGGUCAAGGCCCAGCAACGUGCCGUCCAGAUGGGGCCCCAUACCCGGCAGCCGCUGCCCCCGUGCUGCCCCCGCCAAUACAAGCCCCCACUGGCCCCCUUUAGCUGCACACAAUGCCCCCGGAAAACCACAAAAAUCUUUUGUGGUGGUCUGGAAGUCGCAUAGGGGCCCAAAAAUCAGGCCCCACUGGGGCUUUUCAGCCCGUGUCCACUGUCAGGCGGGUGGUUCCCAUUUUGGGUGUUUG